Scheffersomyces stipitis CBS 6054 is the source of this 1995-nucleotide messenger RNA. It is a transcript of the gene RXT3, whose product is annotated as Rxt3p. The record is from RefSeq and is a predicted model, not a curated record. Lineage: Eukaryota; Fungi; Ascomycota; Pichiomycetes; Serinales; Debaryomycetaceae. Bases 1 to 1878 code for a protein of 625 amino acids. The transcript has a single exon.
AUGUCUGCUGACAAACAAUCACUUCCUACCGGCACUGGAACUGGUUCCGCCACUGGUGCUGGUUCGGGCAUUCGAUUGCCAUCCAUCUCGUUUCUUCUGGGGUCCUCUGGUAGUAGCAAACUUCCCCCAGCUGCCAACAUGGGCAUUUCCAGCUUCUUGAACAAUACCUCGGCUCCAGACCCGUCGUCUCAGAUUCAACCAAAAGCCAAACGUGUCAAGCACGAACAGCCAGAAACGCAAACGCAGGUGCAGCCGUCGGAGGAUCAAUCGCAAGCGCAAGCCCAACUUCAGACGCACUCACAAGCUAUAGCACAAUCUUCGCAAAAUCAGUAUGGAACCUAUUCCCACGACUACAACUCGGGUUACCCGCAACCAGAACAUACCAAAACGUAUAGACCAAUUGAGCAAGAACCAACUCAGACUCAGAAAGCGCAAUUGCAGCAAACGCAAAUCCAACCUCAGUUUCAGCCGCACCAAAAUCCUCAGGCGCAAACUCAGACUCAGUCUAAGGCUUCACAGACAUCCUCUACAAACGCAACAAACGCACCAAGUCCUCCUGCUAUACCUACAGAAACUAACAAACAGUACGCAGACCAGGACCCGCACCGUCACCAUCACCAUCAUCAUCACCAUCAUCACCAUCCACAUCACCAUCACCACCAUCACCAUUCGCACCCCCAGCCAGGCUCAGAACAAUCUGGAAUACCUCACAUUCACUCAGGAAAUCAUAUACAUGUUCUUGCACCUGAACUGGUGAAACAGGAAGGGGUGGCUAAACCAAACGAUGAUGUAGAUAUUACCAAUCCAGUACAACAUCUUGAGGACACUGAGUCUGAACAACAAACAGCUGCAGGCAUUCUAGAAGCAACAAAAGAUGUUGAGUCUGCCAAGUCUUUGUUGCCUCCACAAAGAGCUCUCAGAGAGAAAGUGGAAUUCAAUACCGUUCCUCCCGUAUCCUUGAACGUGCAGCCUGUAUUACAAUUUAUCAAGGAAAAGUUUCCACAACGUCGCCACCUUGGCACGAUUGUCUAUAAUCCCACGACUACGUGGUCCAACUUGCAGACUUCACAGCUCUAUGGCUUAAAGCCAGGACAUGUUGAAGAAUUCGACAUCUUGAAGGAACGAUAUGAAUCAAAAUCUAAAGAGGUGUGUUUCCAGAAAAAGUAUAUCCCCUCGCUCCCACCAUUGACCGCAGAUUACAUAAAUAGCAUAGUGGAAAUCAAAAUCCCCUUCCAUUUCAUUGACAAGUUCAUCCACGAGUUCGAGUCAUCGGUAAUAAUAAAAAGAGAGUUGUGGGGUGGCGCCAGUGGUGCCUAUACCGAUGAUUCUGACAUUCUCAGUAUUUUGGCCCACAACGGAUUCUUCCACGACAAGAUGGACCUCACGCAGUGGAACCCGAACUGGACCAGGAAUGACAUAAUAAAGCCAUUGAACAUUAACGUUAAUGCCGACAGUAAAGCGCCUCCUUCUGAACAAGACAGUGACGAACAUGCUGAGAUCUACGGUGAUUUAUCGGUAGAGUUACUCUUGUUGCCCCCUCUUCCAGAAUACCAUGGCUUUUAUGCCAAUGGCAUUAAUUCUCGAUCGUGGACCUCGGCCAACAAACACAAUGGACUAUCCAUUGCUGUGUACAAUGUCAAAUGGGAAAGCUUCGGUGCCCAUUUGCGUAGUAGAUUGAUUUCGAAGAGGUCUGCUCUGGAAUUGGCCAAGGACUCCAAUGAUAACGCGAAAGUUCUAAAUGGGAAAAGAGGAUGGAGCUUUGAUUACGCAUACUAUAAGCAGUUGAAAAAUAAGUUUGCUGCUCUAGACACCGAAGCAAAAAAUAGUGCUGUCGAAACUAACGGUGGUAAGGUUGUCGCAGCCAAUCUGGUAUCAUAGAUGCUACUACUAAGUUUGUAUAAUUUCGAAAUGAUUGCUGUAAAAAUUACAUAGUUAUGUCAUAGUUUCUUCACGAACGUUAGAAUAGAUUUAAAAAUGGUUGCAAAUAUUUUGUUC